Babjeviella inositovora NRRL Y-12698 is the source of this 2251-nucleotide messenger RNA. RefSeq names its product H(+)-transporting V1 sector ATPase subunit A (gene TFP1). Gene Ontology annotation, cellular component: fungal-type vacuole membrane; proton-transporting V-type ATPase, V1 domain. The transcript has a single exon. Gene Ontology annotation, molecular function: ATP hydrolysis activity; ATP binding; proton-transporting ATPase activity, rotational mechanism. Gene Ontology annotation, biological process: ATP metabolic process; proton transmembrane transport. The coding region runs from base 158 to 2170 and encodes 670 amino acids. The record is from RefSeq and is a predicted model, not a curated record. NCBI's taxonomy places the organism in Eukaryota, Fungi, Ascomycota, Pichiomycetes, Serinales.
CACAAUUAUAUCCACAAUCCUUCAAAAUGGUAAGUAUCUAUCAGAUUUUUGUUACGCGAGAAGAGACGUGCUACGAAGGGCCGGAGGAGAAGACAGGCAGAGCUCGUCGGCCUAAAGCCCCGUUUCCCUUCAAAGGCGUGCGAAUUGCUCGCACCGAAUGCCAUCGAAGAGGUUACUCCAUUGGUCUAGUGUUUACCGGAGCGGGCUUGCCUUGUCCCAGCUGCUAUCGUACUUGCUCGCUGCUCAAUUAUCCACACCCGUUAUUCGAGUGCUUUUCGCAUCUGCAGUGCUCGCUUUUCUGCUCAAUACUAACCUUCAGGCUGGUGCAAUGGAAAACGCUCGCAAAGAGAUCAAGCGUAUUAGCUUGGAAGACGCCGAUGAAUCCCAAUACGGCCAGAUCUACUCGGUCUCCGGGCCCGUCAUUGUUGCCGAAAACAUGAUUGGGUGCGCGAUGUACGAGUUGGUCAAGGUCGGCCACGACAACUUGGUCGGUGAGGUCAUCAGAAUCGACGGUGACAAGGCCACCAUCCAGGUUUACGAGGAAACCGCCGGUGUUACCGUUGGUGACCCGGUUUUGCGUACCGGGAAGCCGCUUUCGGUUGAGUUGGGUCCGGGGUUGAUGGAGACCAUCUAUGACGGGAUCCAGCGUCCGCUCAAGGCGAUCAAGGAAAAGUCACAGUCAAUUUACAUCCCUAGGGGGAUUGACGCCCCGGCGUUGAGCCGUACCGUGUUGUAUGACUUCAAGCCGGCCAAGCUCCGCGUGGGCGACCACAUCACCGGUGGUGACAUUUUCGGGUCCAUCUACGAAAACUCGUUGCUCGAGGACCACAAGAUUCUCUUGCCGCCUAGAGCUAGAGGGACCAUCACGUGGAUCGCGGAAGCUGGCUCUUACAACGUGGAGGCUACCGUUUUAGAGGUUGAGUUCAACGGUGAAAAGAGCUCGUACUCGAUGAUGCACACCUGGCCCGUGCGUGUGCCUAGACCGGUCGCCGAGAAGUUGUCUGCAGACUACCCGUUAUUGACUGGCCAGAGGGUCUUGGACUCGUUGUUUCCGUGUGUCCAGGGUGGGACCACGUGUAUCCCGGGCGCUUUCGGGUGCGGGAAGACCGUUAUUUCCCAGUCCUUGUCCAAGUACUCUAACUCGGACGUGAUCAUCUAUGUCGGGUGUGGUGAGAGAGGUAAUGAGAUGGCUGAAGUAUUGAUGGAGUUCCCAGAGUUGUUUACCGAGGUUUCCGGGCGCAAGGAGCCAAUUAUGAAGCGUACCACCUUGGUUGCCAACACCUCCAACAUGCCUGUGGCCGCGAGAGAGGCGUCCAUUUACACUGGUAUCACCUUGGCCGAGUACUUCAGAGACCAGGGUAAGGACGUUUCGAUGAUUGCAGACUCCUCUUCUAGAUGGGCUGAGGCCUUGAGAGAAAUCUCCGGUCGUUUGGGUGAAAUGCCGGCCGAUCAGGGGUUCCCGGCGUACUUGGGGGCCAAGUUGGCUUCUUUCUACGAGCGUGCCGGUAAGGCCGUUGCCCUCGGGUCGCCGGACCGUAUCGGGUCCGUGUCCAUCGUCGCUGCCGUCUCUCCAGCCGGUGGUGAUUUCUCCGACCCCGUCACCACCUCCACCUUGGGUAUCACCCAGGUCUUUUGGGGGUUGGACAAGAAGUUGGCGCAGAGAAAGCAUUUCCCGUCGAUCAACACCUCGGUCUCCUAUUCCAAGUACACCAACGUGUUGAACAAGUACUACGACUCGAACUACCCAGAGUUCCCAACCUUGAGAGACAGAAUUAGAGAGAUCUUGUCCAACGCCGAGGAGUUGGAGCAGGUGGUGCAGUUGGUCGGGAAGUCCGCCUUGUCUGACGCCGACAAGAUUGCCUUAGACGUGGCCAACUUGAUCAAGGAGGAUUUCCUCCAGCAGAAUGGGUACUCUACCUACGAUGCCUUCUGUCCGAUCUGGAAGACCUUUGACAUGAUGAGAGCCUUCAUCACGUACUACGACGAGGCCCAGAAGGCCGUCGCCAACGGCUCACAAUGGUCCAGAUUGGCCGAGUCCACUUCCGACGUCAAACACAAGGUCUCGUCCGCCAAGUUCUUCGAGCCGAGCAGGGGUGAGGAAGCUGGGAAGGUUGAGUUCGAAGACUUGUUGACCACCAUCGCCGAGCGUUUCGCCGAGGCUUCCGAAUAGGCAUAGAUGUUCGCUUUUUUCUAAUUUAUCUGUAUCAAAAGGAGGUUGUAGAUUGAGAAUAUGAUUGGGAGUAUGACCGGG